AUGGAUACUAUCGACGUCGAACAGUAUACUUACAAUCAUGAAGAAGUUCUCAACAAGAAAAAGAAGUUUAGGAUUCGUCUUGCAAUAGCUUUCACAAUUGUGUUGAUCUUACUCGGUCUUACUAGUCUCGGAAUUUUCUUUGCUGUUAAUUUGAAUACCAAAGCAGAACCUCAAUAUCCCGAACAACUUAAUCCUCAGUCUCCAGUUGUUCAAGAUUUAGAUCAAAAUGAAGCUCCAGUUCUUGAUGUUGAAGAAACCCCUUUAAACCAAAAAGAUCCAGUUCUAGGUUUAGAGAAGUUUGAUGCUCCUAAAAGGACGGCGAAUAAAGUUUACAAAAUUAAAAGAGGGAGACCAUCAGCUCCAGUAUUAAGGACACCAAAAGAACCUAAAGUAAAUACACCAGUUCAACCAAGAGUAAAUACUCCAAAAGAACCAAAAAUAAAUACUCCAGUUGAACCAAAAGAAAAUAGUCCAGUUGAACCAAAAGAAAAUAGUCCAGUUGAACCAAAAAUAAAUACUCCAGUUGAACCAAAAGAAAAUAGUCCAGUUGAACCAAAAGUAAAUACUCCAAUCGCCCCUAAAUUAAAGAAACUAACAGAUUACGUAAAACCUUUAGAAAAAAAACCUACGUAUAAAAAACCAUUAAUCGAAGAACUUCGUGAACAUAUGGAACAAAAGAAUGUAAAAGAAUUGAAUAAAACUUUCGAAGAAUGUGGUGAUAUUAGAUGCCCAUUUGGGGGUUCUAAUGUUGUCUACGAAUGGGAACUCGAAUACAUCACUGAAGCAUUAAAAGACUUUUCACCUAUAAACGUGGAAAAAGAACUUGAAACAAUUUUGAAGUAUCGCGAGUUUCGUUAUAAAUACUCGAAGUUUUACACAGUAAAAAGAAAUUAUAUGAACAGCUACCUCAACUUCAGACAAAACAGAGCAAAGAUAGAGAAUCAUAACAAAGAUCCAAAAAGAUUGUACAAUAUGGAAUAUACCUAUUUCGCUGACACUCCUGGAAGCAUGUCAUCGUCAGCACCAGGAGCAAAUCCAUCUGAUGUUUUCUCAUCAAAAACAGCAGAUUUGAAGUUGGAUUUGACUGACCAAGAAAUCCACGUUGAUUGGAGGGAAAGUGGAUUCGUAAAUGAAGUUGUUAAUCAGGGCUCUUGUGGCUCUUGCUGGGCAAUCGCUAGUGAAGAUAUAUUCAGCACAUUUAAAUCCAUAAAGAAAAAUAAGCUAAUGAAGUUUAGCUCCCAACAAUUAGUUGAUUGUGUAUCACCAUUGUACACUUGUGAAAAGGGUGGUGUUCACAGAAAAGGUCUACAAUAUAUUAAAGAUAAUGAAAUGUGCACUCAAGAGGAAUAUCCUUACAUGAACAAAAAGAACAAGUGUACAUCAUACAAGUGCGAACAUAAAUCCGACGUUAAGGAUAUUGUGAGUUUGCAUCAGAAUGAUGCUCUGGAGCAUCUUAAAAAGAAUGGACCCUUUCUUACACUGUUCCGUGUAUCACUUGACUUCCUCCUAUAUAAAGAUGGAAUAUUUAAUGGAAGCUGUAUGGGAAAAGAAGCACAUUCAAUUGUUGUAGUGGGACAUGGCUAUGACAAGGUUAAAAAGGUCAACUAUUGGAUAGUGAAGAACUCCUGGGGAAAGGAGUUUGGAGAGCAGGGGUAUUUUAGAAUUCUAGAUGCACCAAAUUCUCCAGUAGAUAAUGCAAACAAGUACUGUGAUUUCCUUUUGCAUUCCUUUGGAAUCGUUUAA
Molecule: messenger RNA, 1743 nt
Organism: Theileria annulata
Lineage: Eukaryota; Apicomplexa; Aconoidasida; Piroplasmida; Theileriidae
Product: cysteine protease, putative
Exons: 2
Coding region: 1-1743 (580 amino acids)
Cellular component (GO): lysosome
Molecular function (GO): cysteine-type endopeptidase activity
Source: RefSeq, a predicted model, not a curated record